Zingiber officinale is the source of this 2832-nucleotide messenger RNA. Its product is annotated as probable protein phosphatase 2C 59. Bases 321 to 1181 code for a protein of 286 amino acids. Gene Ontology annotation, cellular component: nucleus; cytosol. The transcript has 15 exons. Lineage: Eukaryota; Viridiplantae; Streptophyta; Magnoliopsida; Zingiberales; Zingiberaceae. Gene Ontology annotation, biological process: protein dephosphorylation. The record is from RefSeq and is a predicted model, not a curated record. Gene Ontology annotation, molecular function: protein serine/threonine phosphatase activity; nuclease activity; cation binding.
UUAAAUAUGGCCAGUGCGAGGUUCUAGAAGCAAAUAUAAAAGACAGCUCCAUGGGAGAUUGCUAAAAGGACCACAUCUCUCUCUCUCUCUCUCUCUCUCUCUCUCUCACUCCCUCUUCCCUUUCUUUGUCGUCUUUGCCCUCGAUCGCGGUCGAUUAGGCGGUGAAUUUGAUCGUAGAUUUUGUUUUUUGCUUCGGUUUGGAUCGGACGCCCGCUUGAGUAUGAAGAGAUCGAUUGAGGAUCUGGAUCUCUCUCCAGGCUAAUUGGUUCGUUUUUGUAGAAUUUAUCUCUUCUGUCUUGAUUGGGAGAUUGGGAAGAAAGAUGAGUUAUUUGAAUUCGAUUAACGGUGCUCAAGCCAACGGUGCACCAGUUAGCGGUGGAGGACUCAGUCAAAACUUGAAGUUCAGUUAUGGAUAUGCAAGCUCUCCAGGUAAAAGAUCUUCAAUGGAGGACUUCUAUGAGACAAGAAUUGAUUGUAUAGAUGACCAAAUUGUAGGCUUGUUUGGUGUAUUUGAUGGUCAUGGUGGUGCACAAGUGGCAGAGUAUGUAAAACAAAACCUUUUCAGCAAUUUACUUCAGCAUCCCAAGUUCAUUAGUGAUAUCAAGUCAGCUCUAGCUGAUGCAUACAAACAUACAGAUUCAGAGUUUUUAAAAUGUGAGAACAGUCAAAAUCGAGAGGCUGGUUCGACUGCUUCAACUGCAGUUCUUGUUGGUAAUCGUUUAGUUGUAGCAAAUGUUGGGGACUCAAGAGUUGUUAUAUGUAAGGGAGGAGAUGCUAUAGCUGUCUCAAGGGAUCACAAGCCUGACCAAACAGAUGAGAGGCAAAGGAUUGAGGAUGCUGGGGGCUUUGUGAUGUGGGCAGGAACAUGGCGCGUUGGUGGUGUCCUUGCCGUUUCUCGUGCAUUUGGUGAUAGGCAUUUGAAGCGAUUUGUUGUUGCAGAUCCGGAAAUUCAUGAGGAGGAGGUUGAUGGAUCUCUCGAGUUCGUAAUUCUUGCAAGUGAUGGAUUAUGGGAUGUUGUUUCAAAUGAGGAAGCUGUGGAGAUGGUAAAAUCCUUUGAGGAUCCAGAACAGGCAGCCAAGAAGCUGUUGCAGGAGGCAUAUCAAAGAGGCAGUGCAGACAAUAUAACCUGUGUCGUCGUGCGUUUCUUGGCUAGUACUGAUGAAACUACAAGAAAAUUGUAGGUGAAAUCCCCUCUCCUUGCUUCUCUUUUAUCCCCUAUAUGCCGUCUGUAAUUGUUUUAGGACUUUGAAUUUGGGUGAUGAGAAUUGGUUGCUCUUUUAUUUGGAGUGAUCAAUGAGGUUGUUCUUAUUAUUCUAACCUACUGAGCGUGUGUGACUGUAUGUGGUACGUGAUUAUGAAACUGAAUACAGAUAGAUACUCUGUUUUAGAUUCCAUCAAUUAUUUUUUUUAAGAUUUCAAGGCUCAUUGUAUAUGCUCUUACGGAAUCUAUCUACUCUAUAGUGGUCGUGCUUUUGAUGUGGAAUCUGACUGUAAUACAAUUAUUUUUUUCUCGAUUUUCAACAUUUUUCUGUAGUUUUUUUCGAUGGGAUUUGCAUAGUUAAAACAUAAAAUGCAUAACCUUUAAAACCAAAGAGUUGAUCUUUGGUGUUUCAAGUUACUGAAUUCAAUCUUUUGUGCUUCAAAUCAGACCCUUUCCCUAUAGUGUUAAAAAAAAAACAAAAAGUCUCCAUUGGUGCCCAUCUGAUUAAAGGAUGACAGAUUUUGUGACAAUGGGAUAUGAUAAAAAGUCAAUUAUAAGGAUCCUUUUGCUAAAAUAUAGUGUUUUAAAAAAAAAAAAGAUAAUGAGGGAUGUGAUUAAAAAUAAACGAUUGUUCAGGUAUCAUUUGGUGAAAACUAAUGAUAAGGGCGUUAUCGAAUAAACUCCAUCCUCGUCUCCUCGACAAAAGUAUUUGGUUCGUGACUUCCUUAAAUGCCAACCACAACCUCACCGACAGUCGUCGUACCGGUCUCAAGUGCCUAGUCUGGCUCCAUCCAUGAGCACCUUCCUCCUUCCCGCUCAAGCCCUAGCUUUCCACACAAAUCCCUCCUCCUCAUCCCUCGUCCGCCGGUCUUCGACUCUCGCAUCCACCAUCGGCGUGAUCAAGGCGAGUUCUGCCCCUCGCAGCAAGCCUGUCCGCCCGUCGCCGCUCGGGGCCAGCAGACUCCCUCUCAGGGGCAUUUUAUUAGCGAUCAUCGUUGGAUUCGCCUGUGCCCUUACUUUCAAUUCAGCUGUGACGGCAACAAUUUACCCUUGCGAAGAUGUCGACAGAUACUACACUGGCGUCGAUGGGCUUCAAGGCGCCGCCCUGAUGAAGAAGCUCAAUUCCAUUGUUUCUGUUCAUCAGUCGCUGCGUUACAAAGACAUCUGGUUCGCUCUCAAGAUUCUUGAUGCGGCAGAUUUCGAAAACCCGGAAGCCUCCUCAGAGAUGUAGAGCUGCAGUUUAGUUGAGAUCUAUUCUCUUAGAGCUGUUCCAAAAUCAUUGGCCGGAAAGUCAGAAGGAUGGAACAGGGAACAUUUAUGGCCACGUUCAUAUGGCUUAAGAAAUGGAGCAAUGUUGACAGAUUUACAUAACAUUCAUCCUGCAGAUGCAAAUGUAAAUUCAUCCAGGGGAAACAAGUACUAUGGGGAAUGUGUGGCUACAUCAACUCACUGUUCAAGGCCGGCAAACAAUGAAGCUGCUGCUGACACCGAAACUGACCAGGAAAGAUGGGCACCACCUAAAGAGGUGAAAGGAGACGUAGCACGAUCGGUAAUGUAUAUGGCCGUGUCUUACGGAUUUCAACAACCUAAUGGGAGUCCUCCAUUACGACUUUCUGAUUCACCAAAUAUUG